Messenger RNA from Arachis duranensis, 1851 nucleotides. RefSeq names its product dihydrolipoyllysine-residue acetyltransferase component 4 of pyruvate dehydrogenase complex, chloroplastic. Lineage: Eukaryota; Viridiplantae; Streptophyta; Magnoliopsida; Fabales; Fabaceae. Gene Ontology annotation, molecular function: dihydrolipoyllysine-residue acetyltransferase activity. Gene Ontology annotation, cellular component: chloroplast thylakoid; chloroplast envelope; pyruvate dehydrogenase complex. Gene Ontology annotation, biological process: pyruvate decarboxylation to acetyl-CoA. The record is from RefSeq and is a predicted model, not a curated record.
UGUCCUCAUAAUAUUAUUUGGGCGAUGGAAACAUAGAGAGGCAGCUGAACAAAGCGUGCAUCUCUCCCUCGUCUUCUCCGCCCAGGUUUUUCUUUCUACUCUAUUCACUCACUUCACACAUUCAUUCAUCACAUUCCCAAUUCACAAACACACAAAUGGCUUCUUCUCCUUCACCAUUCACCCUCUCAUUCUCCUCUUCCGUCUCAUCCACAUCCCUCCUCCCAUGCCGUCGCAGCUUCAUUCUCCCAAUCCCUCGAGGCCGCGCUACCUCAUUCACUGUCCAAUCCAAGAUCCGAGAAAUCUUCAUGCCCGCACUCAGCUCCACUAUGACUGAGGGCAAAAUCGUCUCUUGGAUCAAAUCCGAGGGAGCUGACAUGGACGUCGAGACAUUCUACGAUGGAAUACUCGCCGCCAUCGUCGUCCCCGACGGCGAAACAGCCCCCGUUGGAGCUCCCAUCGCCUUACUCGCCGAGACGGAGGAAGAAGUCGCCGAAGCCAAAGCCAAAGCUGCCAAGUCAUCACAAUCCCAAUCCUCUGCGCCUCCUCCUCAGCCUGCAAAUCCAGCUCCGGCAAUUUCUCAGCCUUCUCCUCCUCCUCCUCCUCCGCCAUCGGCGGCAGCUUCUGACGGACCGAAGAAGACCGUCGCCACGCCUCAGGCGAAGAAGCUCGCAAAGCAGCACAAGGUAGACCUUGCGUCUCUCACCGGGACUGGUCCGUUUGGUCGGAUCACUCCGGCCGACGUAGAGACCGCUGCCGGGAUUGCGCCAUCAAAGAGCAGUCCUGCUCCGGCGGCUCCUGCUCCGGCGAGCUCAGCUCCUCCAAAAGCAGCUGCUGCUGGUGCAGUGGCGCCGCCUCCAAUUCCAGGCUCUAGCGUUGUUACAUUCACGACAAUGCAAUCUGCAGUUGCAAAGAACAUGGUGGAGAGCCUCUCCGUGCCUACAUUCCGUGUUGGUUAUCCUGUGAUCACUGAUGCACUUGAUGCUUUAUAUGAGAAGGUGAAGCCGAAGGGGGUGACAAUGACAGCGAUUUUGGCCAAGGCUGCUGCAAUGGCACUUGUCCAACAUCCAGUGGUCAAUGCCAGCUGCAAAGAUGGCAAGAACUUUGCCUAUAACAGCAACAUCAACAUUGCAGUUGCUGUGGCAAUCAACGGCGGUUUGAUUACCCCUGUACUUCAGGAUGCCGACAAGUUGGACUUGUAUCUGUUGUCCCAAAAGUGGAAAGAGCUAGUUAAUAAAGCUCGUGGAAAGCAAUUGCAACCCAAUGAGUAUAAUUCAGGAACUUUCACACUCUCCAAUCUGGGCAUGUUUGGAGUUGACAGGUUUGAUGCCAUACUUCCUCCAGGGCAGGGGGCUAUCAUGGCAGUUGGAGCAUCAAAGCCUACUGUCGAGGCUGAUGCAACUGGAUUCUUCAAGGUGAAAAAUAAGAUGCUGGUGAAUGUAACAGCUGAUCACCGAAUAAUUUAUGGUGCUGAUUUGGCCGCCUUCCUUCAGACAUUCUCCAAAAUCAUUGAAAACCCAGACAGUCUAACAUUGUAAUGAUUCUAUUCUUUGAGAUCAUGCUAUAGUCGCUGGGGGAUCGUUAAUUAAUAGUUUGGGCAGCUUGUUUGGCUUAGUGCCCAUCAUUUUGAGCUUAUCUUUCACUUUCAUUUUUUUUGUAGUUUUUAGGAGCAAUCGUGAAUUCUAUUGAGCAAAACAUUGACUACGAGAAACAGCUUUUACCCUUUUUUUUCUUUUUUUUUUUUCCAGUGAAGGAUUCUGUAAACAGCAAGUCAGCAAUGUUUUCUGUGCCGCAUGAGCAAACAAGACCUUAAAGCUUGUACUUUUGCAAUAAAAUCUAGCCUAAUUUCUAGUU